Molecule: messenger RNA, 2028 nt
Organism: Pseudophryne corroboree (corroboree frog)
Lineage: Eukaryota; Metazoa; Chordata; Amphibia; Anura; Myobatrachidae
Exons: 2
Coding region: 274-960 (228 amino acids)
Source: RefSeq, a predicted model, not a curated record
AUCAAAAGAAGUCUUGAGCAGCAGAAGGCGGACUUCUGUAACACACCACACCAAAAAAAUGUGGAAGCAAAGAAAGCAAGGUCUGAUGUCCAGGGCCAACCACAGCAGGCUACCCCGCCACGAAGAUUAUCGACAGUAUGUUCGGUCCCCCCACUCCAAAUUUUGGACACACCUCCAAGACGCCAACCACACUCUCCUCAUCUUGAUUCUUCUAGUCCUGGUAACAGCAUCCCUCCACAACAACAGCAACACAGUGACAUUGCUGAGACAAUCAUGUUAGAAAUGCUACCAUUAAGCCAAGGAAUCAGCCCCCCAGCACCUGUGAGUACACCACCACAGCAAAGCACACCACCACCACCACCACAAUACAGCCCAACAACACCAGUAACACAAGGCCCUGAUCAAGUGUUUUGGAACAUUUGGGCUAGACAGCAGGCAACUAAUGAAGAUUGCCUGCGUAGGCAGACACAAAUGUUUGCAAGCCUACCAUGUCACCUCAGAAGAAUUAUCAGGAAUAUGAGUAGACAAAAUGAACAAACCACGAGAAGUGGCAAUACCAUGGAACUCAUGCGUGCGGACAUUACACAGGUCAUGGGCAACUUACAGCGCAUAAUGGAAGAACAGCACAGACUAAUGGAAGAACAGCACAGACUAAAGGAAGAACAGCACAGACAACAGCAAAGCUAUAUCAACAUUUUUCAAAACAAUCAAAAGAUAAAUGAAUCUUUAUUCCGAAUUGUAGACAAUCAAAAUGCUGCUACACGUGAACUCAAUGCCACCCUCACUAACCUCAAUGAAACACUCAGAUCCAUGCACCAACAGCAAACAAGCAGCAGUUCUGGUACGACUACUCCAAAUAUCACGCCAGUGUCAUCACCACCAAGACGCUCCACCAGAGCACGCCAACAUGACAGUGGUAAAGGCAAAGGCCAGGACAAACAGCCACCCAAAAAAAGUUAAAAAAUAAACCACAAUUUUUUUUUAAGAGAAGUAAAUAAAAAUACUUAGUAAGUAUAUAUUUGUCAGAAUAGAUAUAACACUUAGCUCCUUGACAAUUUGUACAACAUCAUUAACUAUAACUGGUACAAACAACAACAGGAAAUUUGUACGCACAUUUAUUCUUUACCAUCUUUGAAUUUUUGUGGAGGAGGGAAAUGUUGUUUGAGCUGCACAUAGAUGUUAGCAGGAAGUAACCAGACCACUUGAUUUUUUUCUAAUCAUUACUCUUUCUAGAUUCCAAUCAUUCUCAGAUCCUGCAGACACUAUAAUUGGCAGCCAGGCAGAAUAUGUUUAGCAGGAAGUAACCAGACCACUUGAUUUUUUUCUAAUCAUUACUCUUUCUAGAUUCCAAUCAUUCUCAGAUCCUGCAGACACAAUAAUUGGCAGCCAGGCAGAAUCUGUUUAGCAGGAAGUAACCAGACCACUUGAUUUUUUUCUAAUCAUUACUCUUUCUAGAUUCCAAUCAUUCUCAGAUCCUGCAGACAGUAUAAUUGGCAGCCAGGCAGAAUAUGUUUAGGAGGAAGUAACCAGACCACUUGAUUUUUUUCUAAUCAUUACUCUUUCUAGAUUCCAAUCAUUCUCAGACACAAUAAUUGGCAGCCAGGCAGAUUCAUCCAUGACCAAUGCAACUUACAAUGUAAAUUAAAACUGAUUUACAUUUCUGCUGUAGACGACUUUGCAAGAAAAACACAAUAGACUUGUGUAAAAGUGUCCUAAUAUGUUUGUGUAAAUUUUUAAAAUUUAAGACCCAAAAUGAAUGAAAUUAUUGUUGACAUGUUUGUGUGUGUUAAAAAUGAGUAAUUAUAUUUAAAAACCUGAGGCAGAACCCACAAAAUGUAAAAUAUUUUAAAUUUAACACUAAUGUGUGUAAUAAUGGAUAUAUGUUGAAAAAUGUGUAUUGACUUACAAAUCUCCAAAUUUACUCCAGCAAACAUAAGGCAAUAAAUUAUUUUGGAUGAGACAAGUUUGUGUCCCUUUUAUAGGCAUGAUAAGUCAGGUGUGAAUGAUUUGUAAGUGUCAACACAUGUA